Messenger RNA from Chaetomium globosum CBS 148.51, 846 nucleotides. RefSeq lists its product as uncharacterized. The coding region runs from base 1 to 846 and encodes 281 amino acids. NCBI's taxonomy places the organism in Eukaryota, Fungi, Ascomycota, Sordariomycetes, Sordariales, Chaetomiaceae. The transcript has 5 exons. The record is from RefSeq and is a predicted model, not a curated record.
AUGGUCAGGUACGCUAUUGUUGCCUUUGCCGGUUUGGCCGCGGCGUUGCCGCUGAAUAUCAACCUCGGGGCUUACUCACCAGCCCUGGUUGUCGGUGAUGGUGAAAUCAGCUUUGGAGGUAGGCAGGACGUGUCGAACUUGAUCACUGCGCUCGAAGGCGCUGCGGUUAACGCAGCCGCAGGCGCAGCCAAUGCAGCGGGCGGAGCUAGUGAGGCAGCUGGUGUUGCCAACAAUGCAGCGGUUGCUGCCGCUUCCGCCUCCACCGUCCCGGCACCGGUGCCGAACACCGUCGAGCAGGCGUCAACGGACCCGGUCCUCACCGAGCAGGCCCAGCAAAUAGCUGGUCUGCAAGGGCUGGGCAAGGCUAUCGCGCCCCGUGUUGGUACGGAGGCCGAGAAAGUCGGCAAGAGAGACCUUGCCGGGUUCGACCGGGCUCUUACCUACGCCGAAGCUGCUUUAGUCAAGGGACCCAAGGUCGAGCUGGGCACCGGUGCUGAGGGCUCUGGUGUCGGCAUCAUCGUCGAGCACCCUGCAGCCGGUGCCGCCAGAAAACGCGACACGGACGAGGUCACCGCUCCAAGGCGCCGGGCGAAAGUAACUACCAUGUAUAUCCGCCGCGGCAUCCCCGCCUCCCUCAACUCCCGCUCCGACGAAGCAGCCGCCGCCGUUGUCGCCGCCGCCGCCCAGGCUGCCCCGCCCGUCGUCCUCUCCAAGCGCGACGUCAGUGCCUUUGACGAGGUCAACUUGAAUGUCGACGGUGACGCGGGCGUUACCAUGACGGUGGUUGAGUCUUUUGAUGAUGAAGGGGAGGAUGUGGAUGAGGAUGAUGAUGAGGAUGCUGAAUGA